Molecule: messenger RNA, 1099 nt
Organism: Solanum lycopersicum (tomato)
Lineage: Eukaryota; Viridiplantae; Streptophyta; Magnoliopsida; Solanales; Solanaceae
Product: E3 ubiquitin-protein ligase APD4
Biological process (GO): protein ubiquitination; cell cycle
Molecular function (GO): ubiquitin protein ligase activity
Source: RefSeq, a predicted model, not a curated record
AUGCUUGCAAAUUUGCCGUUUUGCUACUUUUGUUUUUCUUUGUGGAUCGAAUUUUAGUGAAAAUAAUACCGAAUUCAGAAGAAAGCUACGCUGAUUUGGAUUGUUUAUAAUAUCGGGAAGUGAGGUUGUUUGGUUCUAUAUAUGCUUUUCCCAUAAGAGAUUAAACUUGGUCUGCUUUAUUCCAAGUAGGAGGCAAAAUUGCAGCUCACCCAGGCAAAAACCCGAAUCUUAAGGACAUGUCUCCAAGUCAAGUACUAAGAAUAAGCCCAAUUCAACUCAAUUUCAGUCAGUACCAUACCCUGGUCUCCUUAAAUCAGGAAGAUCAAGAUCAACGACAGGCUGCAUUAGAGUACAUUCUUAAUGUUAUUGUUUACUCCUCUGUUAUCCUGGUGUUGCUGAUGGUUGCGGCGUUGUUAAUUAAAUUACUUGGAGUUUGUGAUGGCGAAAUUGCAAGAAAUGAUGAAACUGUGAGAAGAGAAACGGACAGAUUGAUAUCGAAAGCAAGUGCUUCUUUGACAUACGGAACAUGUGAUGAAGAUGAUUUGGAAUCGGGAAAUUGCAGUCGUUCUAGUUCCUCUGAGGAUUUGUAUGAUGAAAAUAUAUGCAUAGUUUGCUAUGAUAAUAAACGAAAUUGCUUCUUUAUUCCUUGUGGACAUUGCGCUACUUGUCUCUCAUGUGCCGAGAGGAUUACAGAGGAAGAAAACAAGAAUUGCCCAAUUUGUCGAAGAGUAAUUCGGAGAGUUAGAAGAGUGCUUCUUGCAUAAACUCAAUAUUUCCCUUAUGUAAAUUGACUCUUUCUAAUUCAACAAUGGUAAUAUUAGUAUAGCACUUUUUUCAUUUUUACUGCAAAUUGCUGAGUUGCAAUUUGACAAGAGUAGGUAAAAUUAUGAUGUACCAUAACAUGUUUGUGUAUGUGUACACUCAUUGGUACCUAUUACUUGGGUCCCUUUUGGAGAAAGCUUUAUGGAUGGUGUAGUAUAAUGGAAAAAAGUAAUGCCCACAACGGAACUAUGGGCACUGUACAUUAUUGAUAAUUUCAAUUCAGAAAUUUUAGCUUUUCAUUUUUAUAAAAUAUUUCGUAUAUCAUUAUCAUAUUAAA